UGUGAUGGCAACGCUGGCCAAGAAGUCUGUGUGCGCGCGUGUGUGCGUGUGCGAGGGUGUGUGCGCGUGUGCGCGCCGGUUCCUGGCUGUGUCCGAGCCCGCAAUGGGGAAAGCUGCGCCGGGAGCCAGAACCAAAGUGCUCUCGGGGCCGCGUUGGUUAUGAAGAUGCACACACCCCCCUCCUCCGGUGGCGCCUAGGCUAGGGUGACUGCUGGGGAACCGAAGCUCGGCGGGCGGUCGGGCAAGUUAGCCUGAACCACCCGCAGCACAGGAAUCCGAGGGCCCCGCGGGGCGCUGGCCUUGGGGUGAUCCCGCCCUUUGGGCGCGGGAGGUGGAGAGGUGAAGGGGCGGGGACCGCGGCCGCCCCGGGGCUGGCGGCUGGUCAGGCGGCCAGAGCUCGAGGUGGCUAGGAUGGCAGCGGUCCCUGAGCGCCGCUCUCUUGCCUCUGCGCCCCGCGGGAGCAGUGCAGUGGGUUCUUCCCAACCGCCUCCGCUAGCUCUGGCGGUUUCACAUCUUCCUUGUGGUUUCCCUCAUGCUUUCCCGGCGGCGUCGCGUUGGUUUUAAGCCCUUGCUGGUGUCUUCUGAGAGGGAAUGGUCACUUGUACCGGUGCAUACUUGGGUUUAAUGAGACGACGCCUACAAGGAUUAAAACAAGGUGAACCAACCAUGACCGGCAAAACACAAACAAGCAAUGUUACCAAUAAGAAUGACCCCAAGUCCAUCAACUCCCGGGUUUUCAUCGGCAAUUUGAAUACAGCCAUUGUCAAGAAAGUCGACAUUGAAGCUAUUUUUUCAAAGUAUGGAAAAAUUGUUGGCUGCUCUGUUCACAAAGGGUAUGCUUUCGUUCAGUACAUGAGUGAACGGCAUGCAAGAGCUGCGGUGGCUGGAGAAAAUGCCAGGGUCAUCGCAGGCCAGCCUCUUGAUAUCAACAUGGCAGGGGAACCCAAACCAUAUAGACCAAAGCCUGGAAGUAAGAGGCCCUUGUCUGCGCUUUACAGGCUUGAAUCAAAGGAGCCAUUCCUGUCUGUUGGUGGUUAUGUAUUUGACUACGAUUACUAUAGAGAUGAUUUCUACAACCGGCUGUUUGAUUACCAUGGCCGUGUACCUCCGCCUCCUCGAGCUGUCAUCCCACUUAAACGUCCCAGAGUGGCUGUCACCACCACACGCAGGGGAAAAGGUGUCUUUUCCAUGAAAGGGGGAUCCAGAUCUUCUGUUGGUGGGUCAUCUUCAUCAGGCUCUAAGUUGAAAUCAGAUGAGUUACAGACAAUCAAGAAAGAAUUAACCCAGAUCAAAACUAAAAUUGACUCCUUGCUAGGGCGCCUGGAGAAGAUUGAGAAGCAGCAAAAGGCAGAAGCAGAAGCUCAGAAGAAGCAAUUGGAGGAGAGUAUAGAGCUGAUCCAAGACGAAUGUGUGUCAGAGAAUGCAGACCACUCCACAGAGGAGCCUGCUGAAGGAGGGCAAGAAGCGGAUGGAGGAGAGAUGACUGAUGGGGUAGAGGAGGACUUCGAUGAAGAUGGGGGUCACGAGCUGGUAGGAACGCAAUAUUUGGGGGUGUCCACAUCUGUUGGGUGACAGCAAUAGCAUUUGAUCAAUGCAUUCAUUCUAAAAUAAGGAUUAAAUCAUCCGAGGCUUUUUUUUAUCUUGUAUCAAUAUAUUUUAGGGAACAUGAAUAUAGUGCUUUGCACACAGCAAGUGCUCAAUACAUUUUUUAUUAAUUUCAACUAUGAGGGUGAAAAUAAGUACUAUAUAAGGUAUAUUAGGUAUACAUAACGUCCCAAAUGAAAGACUUUCUUCCCCUCAUUCGUAUGGAAAUAAUUUGGCAUUUGUACAGUUAAAUGUAUGGAUAGAUAUAAUGUGCUGGUGACAAAAACCAUCUCUUGCAAGAUGCAUAAGACCUCCUUUUAACAUUUAUUUAAUUUCAUUCACUUGCUUAUUUUGUCUAUGCAUGUACAUACAUGCUUUUACACUUGUAUGAAGAUUGGAGAACAGCUUGCUGCAGUCAGUUCUCGUUUUCCACCAUGUGGAACCCAGGAAAAACUCAGGUUGUCAGUCUUUACAGCAAGGACUUUCCCAGAGCCAUGUUUUUUGGCUUCCUUUAAUUCAUAGUUUUACUCACUGAUAGUAGUCACACACACUAGCUGCAUGGCCAUUCAUCCUCUCCACAGUGGGCCUGCCAUGGUGACCCUUUAGUAUGAUGUCACCUCAUCAUUUCCAGUGUCAGUACUGCUUGACAAUCAAUUAUUAUUGUUUAGGAAUUUAGCUAAGACCUGAUUCUUAAAAGUUUUGUUUCCCCAAUGUUGAAAUCAGUACACUGUUCAGUUGCAAAUACCCUUUCCUUGACAACUACACCAGACACUUGGU
Molecule: messenger RNA, 2361 nt
Organism: Rattus rattus (black rat)
Lineage: Eukaryota; Metazoa; Chordata; Mammalia; Rodentia; Muridae
Gene: Ralyl
Product: RALY RNA binding protein like
Exons: 8
Coding region: 592-1572 (326 amino acids)
Cellular component (GO): nucleus
Molecular function (GO): RNA binding
Source: RefSeq, a predicted model, not a curated record